AUGGUACACUCUGGUGUGAAUCCGAAGGCGUUCAGCACGAACAUUCCAGAGUUCGUUCAACUCGUCAAACUUUGCCGCGGUGCCGAGGCCACCUCAGUGAAGCACUUCUCCAGGAUGUUUCUUCUGGGUCGAGGGGUCCGCGGCCCUGAAGGCUUGAAGGCGGCGGUCAAGUACUGGGCCAAGCACAACUUCCGGAUAGGGGAGACGACGCUGAAAGGUUCGCCUCGACGUUCAGGAAGGGGCGCGCGCGUGCAGGCGGCGGGUCGGCGCUUGCGCAUCGCGAGCAGCGACGCCAUCUUUGCGACGCGCUUCGCGCAGGGCACUGAAUCCUUUGAGUUCGCGAGGGCCCCUACCGAGGCAAGUUCUGAUCAUGGAAUCAAGCCCUGGGUGACCGCGUGGGCGUCGAACUGCGAGCACCGCCAGGCGGAGGAGCACUUUGGGGCCAGCAAGCCCCAGUUCCUCGCGCAGAAGUUCAUGGCAAGGAGGAGGCAGAUUGAACCUCUAAUUAAGGAGUACAUCUUAGGGUGCGAGGCUCGCGGAGGGCAUUGUUUGCGCGUCAAGGUGUUGCAGAUCGUCGACGCCUACAGAGUGGAGUGCGGACCGAUCGAUUUCUCGAAGCGCCAGAACUUCGGAUACGCGUUUGUCAACAUGUCGAGCCAGGAGCACGCUCGGCGCACGAUCGCCGAACUCGACGGCGCCAGCUGGUGCCAGCCCGGCGAGGGGAAGGCAGUCGUGAGCUGGAGCCUCACCCAAGGCCUGGAUUUGCACGUCGAGCGCUACCGCAACAGCCCCGUCAUGCAUGAGGCCAUGCUGGACCAGUGCAAGCCGAUCGUGCUGGAGGGCGGUGUGCGGGUGGACUUCCCGCCGCCCACCAGGAAGGUGCAGCGCCUCCGCCGCCUGCGCACCCGCUGCGGGUCGCGGGGGCGCGGCGUGUCCUCGUCCGGGCUGAGCACGGUACUCGGCACGGAGGGGCACGGGGUUGCGGACGCGCCCGGCGCGCCCGCGGUCCCCUGCGUGCUGUUUCCGGGGCUGUCCAGCGCACCGGAGGGCGGCGCUGGCAAGGAGACGGACGCCGUCCUGGCCAGCACUCUCCUCGCUGGCCUGGUCCCGGAGGCCCCCGACCCGAGGAAGUCCGAAGCACUCAGCGAGUGCUCCGCCAGUGCAUCAGCGUCGCGCAGCAAGAAGGCCGCCUGGGCGGACCUGCAGGACGACCUCAACGAGGGGCGCAGCGAGUGUUCCACGCAGCCGCCAGGCUACUCCAGCAGCACCUUCUCAUCGGACGGGUCUGGCUGCUCCACGGACGGCUUGGCGGCCAGGUGGCGCGGCACAGGCACCUCGGCCCAGCCAUGGACAGGCUCGAUACUGGCAGGGGGCCUGAUGCCAGAGCUGCCAGAAGAGGCGGGCGCGCAGCUUUCCACAGGCUUACCUGUGCUUGGCUCACUCGUCGAGGUGGUCGGCACUUACCCGUCAGGCGCGCAUGCGGUCAUCGUUGCUACCGAUCAUGAGGAGGACACCUACACUAUCCAGUUGACGCACAAUGGCUGCCGCACCCGCCGUCAAAGGACAGUUAGGUGCAAGCAUGUCCGCCUUCUGCGUCACACAGAAGUGGGGCAGCUGCAGUAGAACAUCUGGCGUCUUAUAACUCGACUGCACGCAAGAGGUUCAUAGCAGGCAUGAGUGGAAUGCUUUGCACACAAACAUCUAUGCAUGGUAUGUAAUUCCGCCUAUUCACAUUCUGAAUGUUUUAAUGGGCAGGCAGGGAGGAGGGAUGGAGUGGAAGAGGGCAGCGUGCUUGUAGCAUCUGUUUUUUUUGUCACUGCCUUCUGGCAAUGGAAAUUAGUUGGCCUGCUGCACUGCUUAGUCAAUGGACGUUGGCUUCACCGUUAGUAACCGCUGCUAGAGAAAUACGUGGAACAGACGACACAUUGCUUUCGCCACCCUGGAGUGACACGGCGCAGCUGCUUUAGAGAGUUUCUCUAAGACUUCCUUUCGUCAGCUUCCUGCACGUGCAGGGCACCAAACGGCCCCGUGCGGCGGCAGGCAACUGCUCAAGUUGUAAUUAUGGAGGGGGCAUGUCCAACGGCACAUACAGAGCGAAAGAGGAGCGCAGAGAAG
Messenger RNA from Prorocentrum cordatum, 2115 nucleotides. Lineage: Eukaryota; Dinophyceae; Prorocentrales; Prorocentraceae. The record is from the annotation of a GenBank genome assembly.